CGUGCUGCACAUCUGGAUGUCAUAGCGUCAGAGAUAGGGUGGGAGUCGUGGGGCGUGUUGGGGUGUACAGAUACAAAAUAAGGAGUUUUUAAACUUAGCAAUGGACCUGCUGAUCUCUUCCUAAUUAUAAUACAGCUGCGAGGCGAGGGUGGAGAGAGCAUCAGAGAAAGUAAGAGAGAGAGAGAGAGUGAGCGAGGGGAGAAGAAAUAAGGAGAAAAGAGCAGGGCAGUGGCACAGAGUGGAGAGGCGAGAGAAGCAUCUGGUAUUCAAACUAGAUUGGAGAAGGACUUCCUGCUGAGAGCUGAAGCAUCAUCAUCAUUUCAAAGUCACUGGAGUGCAGUCACUCUUCUCAUAACACCUGCCGCAGAACAACAACACAGCUUUCUCCAGGCCUUCAGUUAAAGGGGGAGUGUCCGUUUGCUCAUCAUGGCCCCUCCCUCUCUGUUGAUGCUGCUGAUCGUGGUUGCCACGGCAACUGGGGCCCGUUCAGAUGGCGAGGAGAAUGAACUGGAUUAUGGGUACUGGAACUACAGAGAGGGAGCUGACAGUGUGAAUGUGGCCUCAGUGCGCAGUGUCACCAGAGUUUUAGAUGCCUGGGGAAAACGCAUCUUCCGGGAGAUCAAGACUUUACUGCACUCUGAGCCCAGCGCGCUGCUGCCUGACUACUCCAGGGUGCGCCCUCUGUCCGAGUCCGUCAACGACCUGUUCAGAGAAGUCUCCCUACUGCGCAGGCGCAUCACCGAACUCUCUCAUCGCCUAGCAACCCUGGAACCGUUCCUCCGUCACCACGGCUACCGGGAGGUGGAGGAGGGGGAGGCUCUGAGAGGAGAAGUCGCGAGCCUGGCCCGGUACACCCCGAGGACCCCGGCGAGGGCGAGCCCACCGAAGGGGAGCCGGGUGGUGAGGAGGAGACGGGUGAGGGUCCUGAAGAACGGGGGAGUGAAGCUGCUGCAGAGAGACACAUAGAGCUUCUGAAACUAUUAGACCUACAUCAUGUAAGAAAUCAAUUUUUAUAUGUUUAGAUUUCAUUUUUAUAAAAUAACAGAUAAAUAUAUAUCACAGUGUCAUGUAGACACUGCCUGUCCUGUG
Molecule: messenger RNA, 1089 nt
Organism: Plectropomus leopardus (leopard coralgrouper)
Lineage: Eukaryota; Metazoa; Chordata; Actinopteri; Perciformes; Serranidae
Source: RefSeq, a predicted model, not a curated record